AUGGAAGUGGCCGAAAGUGCAGAGCAGACCUCUAGUGGCCCCACUGGAGCAGAUUUCACAAUGGCCAACGGCGAACGUCAUCCAUUUUUGGAUGAUCCCCUCAUGGAUGAUGGUCGCUCGAGUAGCUUGAGUGAAAUUGACGACGUAUCCGAUAACGAACCUUCCGACUUUGAGGAAGAUUUGAUCCAACCAGAAAAACAGCUCGAGAAUGACUCGGAGGCGGAGACCGAGCGCCUUGAAGACUCCCCUCACAACAUUCGUAAGCGCGGAGACAUUGUUCUCAGUGCAGGUGUAGGUAGCGCCGGUCCGAGCCCAAGCAAGCUUCAUCAGUCAACAACGCUAGCCGAUGUCGACGAUGAUGAUGAUGAAGAGGAGGAGGAGGAAGAUGAAGAUGAAGAAGAUGAUCAUAUUGUGGACGAUUCACCAAGCAAGCCCCGGCGGUCUUCAAAUAACAAUGGACUAACCGAUGACAUUCCUAAUUUGGAUGAAGUCGAGCUUCCCGAUAGUAUUGGAAAGAAGCGAAAGCGUGUCGAGGCUGGUGAUGGAGAUGACACCGGAACGGAGCCUGGCGACGAAGAGCCUCUAAAGAAGCGUCGAAGUUCGAUCAAGAGCGAUCUGAGCGACGCCAUUGACGACGAUACUCCUCUUUCCCCGGAACCGAUUGAAGAUCCGAGCGCUACGGUUGAAGACGGAUUGCCAGCCGACGAAGUCCCCGAAUCUGACCUCCCGGCCCCCAUAGCCAAAAGCAACAGAGGCAAGAAGGGUAAGCGCAGAGGGAGACGAGGCCUUGGUGGUGAGACUGCGAUCGAGGACGCGGCUGAUGAAAACCUUGGAGAAGAUGAAGAGCCCACAGGACCUGGCGACGAAGCCAACGAUGCUGAAACCACUGCUAGGUUGGAGGAAGAAUCCGCGAAGAAAACUUCAGCCAUGGAAUCACUGGCGACUCUAGAAAAAGAGUUUGCGACUUUGCGCGAUAAGAUUUAUGAUGAGCGAAUCACGAAACUCAAUCGUGAGCUUGAAAUGCUUAGCGGAUCGAAUCCAACACAUCCCGAAUACCUACGCCAAAUUGAAUGUGUGGAACGUUACCGUGAUGCCAAGAUCAAUUACGAGCGUACAUUGUACCGAUACCGCAUAAGGGCUUUGGUAAACAGGAGCUUGGCAGAGCGAGCACAGGCACACAGCACAUACUUCCAGCACAUCCGAGAUGUGAGGGAACGUCACUCCAGUUCGAUCAGCAAACAGUUCUAUGCUAUUCAGCAUGACCGCUUCAAGACGGAUGAAAUGAGCCCGCAUCAUAUCAUCCCCUUUCCUACCCGCCGCUCCCAACAAAUCGCGCAUCAAGCUGCCUACAACCAAGAAGUUUCGGUUAUGGCUGGCGUCGCAAAAUAUGUGGGCUUCCCAGCUGCUCCCAACUUGGCAGGCGCGCGGCCGUCUGAACUGGAUGAUGAUCUCGAAAAGAUGGGGAUCACCAUUGAGACCCAGGUUCCAAUUCAACGGCGUUCAUCAGUAUUGCCUCCUCGUGGUACCAUGCCAGCCAUGUCAUCCAACAUUUACCGAACAGCAGCCGAAGAGGCUUUCUUAGAACAAACGCCAUGGGCAAAUCCACAACAUCCAAUUCACCAGCAACAACCGCAGCAUCAGUACUCUCAGCAUCAUAGACCUCAAGCUCAAGCGAAUCCCUAUGAAGUACCUCAAAGCUCAUCAUACGCUACCCCAGCAGCACAACGGCGGGUGGUAGAUAUCAAUGCGCCAAACGGGUCGGCCUCUACAAUCCCGGAGAAUGCCUCAGCUGCAAACUCCUCCGCGAACAACACUCCGUAUGGAACUGAGCAAGACCCACGACAUCAGACUCAAACUUCUUUCCACAAUCCAGACUACGAUAUUGAGCGCAAAUCGGGCUUCCGGUCUCAAAGUUCUUCACCACUCGACGUGCGAAAAGCACACCCGCACUCUGUCCUAGAGCGCCGUUCCCCAAUGCAUAAUUCUCUCUCCCGCCACCCUGAUUUCUCCCCACCUCCAGCUCGCGCGGGCUUGUUCCAGCCACCUGCGCACAAUCCUGAUACCUCCCCAACUCUUUCAACCAAACCAGUCGACUCUUUACACUACCGACCGCACUCUGAACUAUCAACAGGGCCUGGUCCAAGUCACAUGUCGACACGAUGA
This is a messenger RNA of Penicillium angulare, 2163 nucleotides long. RefSeq lists its product as uncharacterized. Gene Ontology annotation, cellular component: Sin3-type complex. Gene Ontology annotation, molecular function: histone deacetylase binding. Gene Ontology annotation, biological process: negative regulation of transcription by RNA polymerase II. NCBI's taxonomy places the organism in Eukaryota, Fungi, Ascomycota, Eurotiomycetes, Eurotiales, Aspergillaceae. The record is from RefSeq and is a predicted model, not a curated record. The transcript is spliced from 4 exons. The coding region runs from base 1 to 2163 and encodes 720 amino acids.